This is a messenger RNA of Spodoptera exigua (beet armyworm), 9109 nucleotides long. The record is from the annotation of a GenBank genome assembly. Lineage: Eukaryota; Metazoa; Arthropoda; Insecta; Lepidoptera; Noctuidae.
CUGGGCCAGGCCAGUCGCCAUGUAGAAUUUUUUGAUGUGGGUGUUGUGUCUUGGGACGUCAAACGCUUCAAUGAUUAUUAUUUUCAAGUGGACAAUAAUUUUAGUGUAAAUCGACAUUUGACUAUUCGGUUAUUGUUAAAAGUGUAUUUGGUGAACAAUUGCUCAUAUUGCUUUGUGAUCGUGAGCCAUCUAAUCUGGUGACGGUAGAUAAUAAACUGGAGGGGAGCUGCUAAAAUACUACGAUAGGAUAGUAACGACGUUUUACAACUCGAGAGCGCUCAUAAAAUUUCUCAUCUCGGUGCGGGCGAGUCGGACUUCCAUUUUGUUUUAUUAUGUGGAUUGGUUGUUUACACUGUGCGUCGUGUUGUGGACAAUGGAAAGCGACGGCAUGCGUUACGCGCAGGAUUAAUGACAAGUGGUAGCGGGCGGUGGUGAUGCAGCGAGCUCACGGGGGCGGCGCCCCGCAUUCGCAGGCCUCCGCCACCGCUCACACUAACGUACGCACACACAACUCUUACGCGGACAUCGAUGAUCAGAUACCUGCUUCCGUGAUAAGUAGUGUGGGCACAGUAAGCCUGUCUCAAUCUUCAACGCACCCCACUACCAAUAUAACGAUGGCCAACCCCACGAACCUGGGCAACGCCAGCAGCAAUGCGCAGCCGGCUGCCCAACAGACACCAACCCAAGCACCCGUACGAAACUUGCCCAAGAAACGGAAGUUUGACCCAUCAGUGCUGGAAGAAAUGAGUUGUGCGAAUAACAACACUGUGAACGCGCCGCUCCCCGUGGAGUACCAGCCGCAGUACCAACAAUCAGUGCUGCAGCCGUCUCCAAUAAUCCAGCGCUCUUCUCCGCCAUCAGAAAUGAAGUCAUACAUCAAUUCUUACCCCAAUAUUGACCUGUCAGAGUGGCGGGACCACAGGGUGCUGGCAAAACAGCGAGGAUUGUACGUUCCUGGAGUGAUUCGUCAGGCUGAGGGUUGUAAAGUGGUAGUGGAGCUCGACGGUCUUGAGAACGAGCCGGUGGAGUACAGUGAUGUGUUUGGUGUGAAUAAGAACGAUGUGAUAAGUGAUGCGAGCCCCCAAAUGAGCCAUCUGCACAUGGGCUCGCUGUGUGUCGUGAGGACUACGGACCCCUGCCGCGAGAAUGUGCAAAAUGUUUUCGUUGAAGGUCUCGUGUACGAAGUGCUUAAUUCUCCUAUAAGGAUUAGAGUUAAGGUAACAGACGGUGAUCUCUGCAAAGAAAUGGUGGAAGUGAAGAGAGCUGAUAUCAGACUGCUGCAGCCUCCUUGGGCGGACGAGCUGGAGGAUGCUGGCACCCACACCUCGUCUUCCAUGCACCCCUCGCUGCGAAUACAUCAUGUCCCUUCUCAGAUGGGUGGCGACAACUUCUACACGUCAUCUCCGAUGCCAGGCGCGGGCGCCGGUGGCGUAGUGACCGUUGGUGCGUUGUCCAAUGGAUCAAUGGACGACUUGCGCAAACGGCAGCCCUUCGACGAUUACGGAGAAAGCGACGACGAUUUGCGACGAGAGGAUAUUAUGUUCCCCGCUGAUGUCUCGCAUAUGGCAGAUUGCAGUAACAGUAAACGCAGCAGUCUUCAAAGCCGAGGCAGCACAUCCAGUUUGCUGGAGAGAAGUCUCACACCAAGAUCCCAGCCUCCUACUCCUAGAUCUCAAGCGGCAACCCCGCACAAAUAUAAAAAAGGGGAUGUGGUGUCCACCCCGACUGGAAUCAGAAAGAAGUUCAACGGUAAGCAGUGGCGCCGUCUCUGCUCCAAGGACGGUUGCACCAAGGAGAGUCAACGGCGGGGCUUCUGUUCCCGACACCUGUCUCUGCGAGGAGUCACGAGAUCCUCCAACACUCCAUUGGCACAGGGAUCUGCUCAUACUCCACAACAAAGGCAAGUUAUUAUAUGUAUACUCGCACUCACACUUCAAUAUCUGUCACAGUCUUCUGCCGAAAGCAGUAGUAAAUCUCUAUCUUCAAGUGGCACAGGAGUUGAAGGCGAUGAGACGUCGCGUGAGUCUGACACCACGCCACCGCACUACCGCGUCACCGGGAGGUUCGAUUCUGAUGAAACCGAGGCUGCUAAUAUGUUAGUAUCACUGGGUAGCUCACGAUCGGGCAGUCCCGGUGCUUCGCCCGUGGGUGGGGGCGGGUCCCCCGGCCUUCGCAAUAAUCUGUUCGUGCCCAUAUCCUCGCCACAGCCGCAGCCUCAUCACCCGGCGGCUUUGUACCACCAUCAUUUAAUAAGGCCUGAAUUAGUCCGACCUAGCCGGGUCAACUCGCCGGUCGGUGGAGUCGCCACGAGCGUCAUCCGAGUGUCGCCAGGCCCUAACUAUCAUUACCAGGUCGAGAACAGAAACGGCCCAACAAUCGUACAGACAAAUAAUGUCUCCCAAUCAAAUGUGAUCGGUGUUCAAACUUCUGGGCUGAACCUGCAAAACACAAUACACACUAGCAUUAAUGCUACAACGACAACUCUAUCCAGCCUCACCCUGCCCUCGAGUAUAUCGCUCAAUCUAAACAACUUGAAUACUCAGAACUUGCAGACAAGCAUUGCAAACACUAUUCGUAAUACAAACGAGCUUGCACACAAUUUAAUAGUACCGAGGACUAUCCCAACGUCAAACGGGAUAGAUGUAGAGCAGAUAUACCGUACGCAGCCCAUCCAUAGGAACGGGAUCCACGAAUCGUACCGUCGCGACACAGAAAUGUCGCCCCCACAGAACAAUCAUGAAAAUUUUCUCAAUAGAAGAGUCUCGGAGUACGACGAAGAUGAUGAUGCUGUGUCGCAGAGAGAAAACAACAUACUCCGCAAUGUUAUUGAUACUCGGCCCCCCGAACUAUCCGAGACUCGCGUAAUGGAGGACAACAAGAGGAUCGUAAAGCCGGCGCCGCUACAGGCUCGCUUUCUGUCGGUCGUGGAGCCCGAUGUGAAGGAUCCUGUGAAGAGGUACUAUGUCACCAUGCUGCCCCAAAGCACGGAUAAGAAGUACGUGUUUAUAAAGAACGAGCCUGCGGAGACUGUGCAAAUAGAGCAGCGGAUAAAUCAUCUGACUCAACAAUUGAACAACAAUGACUCGGAGCCGGAACAUCGAGGCUUAGAUAACGGGGACCACGUGAACAACGUUAACAACAAUGCAGUGAUAGUGCACCCAAACCAGUUGUUACCGGUUUUACCGCCGCCCGCCUCACACACUAUUAUCGUGUCAGGCAACACGUUCCCGUGGCAGUCGCUGGUGCCCCUGCUGAGGUCGCCGGGCCCGGCGCCCCCCGCCGCGCCCCCGGCCGCGCCCCCCUCGCCGCGCACGCCGCGCACCCCGCGCACGCCACACACCCCGCAUACACCCCACACACCACAUACGCCCGCCCCACUCAUCAAGUCUGAGGACCAGAUCAAAACUGAAGCUAACGAUCCUCCGAUGUGCAUGGAUGAAGAUGACGAGGUAUUUGAGUCCGAGGAUUCCGGAGUCGGCGGAGAUGACCCCAAUAAGCGGCCAUCACAGAAUACAUCUGCGCUUAACUCACCAGCUACACAAGAAAAGAAGGAGCGUCGCAUCCGUCGCCCGAUGAACGCAUUCAUGAUCUUCUCGAAGCGUCACCGACAGAUAGUGCAUCAAAUGCACCCCAACCAAGACAACCGCACUGUCAGUAAGAUUCUGGGCGAGUGGUGGUACUCACUCAAACCUGAAGAGAAACAGAAGUACAACGAACUCGCUAGCGAGGUCAAAGAAGCGCAUUUCAAGGCUCACCCAGAAUGGAAAUGGUGCAACAAAGAUAGAAGGAAGUCUUCUAGUAGUAAAGAUCCCACUGGAUCCAUGCCACAGAGCCCUCGAACGCCUUCAGAGGUUGUCACCAGCGGUACUGUCACCAUCAAUGCGGAUCUGCCGGUGCCUGUAGCGUCAUACAACCAUAUGGGGUCUCCGCAGCUCAGCGAAGAUGAGCAAAUGCCAUCACAAACUGAGGAACCUCCGCCGGCGGUGCAAAAUUUGGAGAUUGAUCUGAAGUGCGGAGAGAAGGUGACUGACUCGGACUCUGAAGGGCUGGACACCCGAGACUAUCUGCCAUCGCACCACGACCACACCAGGAGGCCUAAACCUAUUAAAGCUAGAGCUGGUUCUUCGGACAAUCUCCUCGGAGGUAUUACUGCGUCUAGUCCAGGGGGACCUAAAGGAUUCCAGCCGACAGGCGGAGCGUUUAAAUCUACGCACGCUGAUACAAAUGAUAGCCAUAGGCAAUGGACGGCGUUGAGCAAGCAGGGCGGGGGCGGGGGCGGCACGGCCAGCCUGACGCACAGCGUGCAGGGCAUCUCGCUGAGCGCGCCCAGCCUCGCCACGCAGGCCGCGCUCGACACCGCCAUCGCCAACAUCAUCAACUCGCCCACCGCCACCUGCCCCGUCCAGGUCAUAUCAAGUGGUGUAUCUAACACGAUCCAGACGUCAUCAUCUACGCCAUUGACUUCGACGCCGCUAAGUAACCCCGUACUCAAGAGCUUCACCUUCGUCAAACGGAGUAUUGGGGAUAAUUCACCUUGCCCUGGACCCCUGACGCUCUCUCUGGAUGCGUCAGGCAAUCUCCUCCUGAAGCCGAGCCAGUCGACCGACAGUCCUGCCUCCGACCAGUCCAUGCACUGUGUCCAUCUACAGAGGUUAUAUGUACCAACAUUCAAUGCUGAAGUAGAGACACCAAAGAGUAGCAGCCAAAGCUUGCUGAGCGUGCAGCCGGGCCAGUCUGUGAUAGUUUCACAAAGCAACACUAACGCCGCGCUUAAGCCUAACACCCAAUGGGAAACACCAGUGGAAGAGGCGCGGCCAUUCCCUCUCGCACCCACACCGGCACAGCUCGGCCGGGCACCGCUACAGAAGCGUCUCAGUCGAGGAACGUCAACGGGAUCUUGCGGCAGUGGCGAGGCGGGCGCGGAUGGGUCUGGAAGCGGCGCGGGCGCGGGGGGAGCAGGGGCCGCGGGGCCGCGGGGGGAGGCCACGCACACCUCGGAAGACCCCAGCUCGCCAAAGCACGCAGACCUGCCUAGCCCUAACCAGAAGAAGAGCCUCUUCAAGAAACGAAACGAGGAUGGUAGAGACAAGGUGCUAGAGACGGUGAAUUUCGAGCAGAAGUUCAGUACCCUGCCGCAGUUCAAGCCGGAGGCCUGUAGCCCUAGCGCCAUGGUGGUGCCGCGCAGUCCCCAGCUGUACAUGAGGAAGAAACACAACAAAAUGGAGGAAGAAGGCACGGUGGUAACUCCUCAGCUGGAGGCGGAGGUGAUGAACGGGAACGGAAUGCCCACCCCGCACUCGUACGGCACCCCACAUACCACCACCAACAAACUCGUCGGGAACACUUUCUUCGGACCCGACUUCAAUCUCGACACUUAUCGAGUGGGUGGCGAGGGAGUGGAGGAGAUGUCCCCGCGCACGCCGUGCAGCGCGGGCGGGGGCGGCGCGGGCGCGGCGGGCGCGCGCGGCGAGGCAGGACAUCGCCGCGUGCUCGAGGCGCGCCGCCAUCUCGUGCUCAAGCUGUUCCAGGAGCACGGCAUGUUCCCCACCACGCAGGCCACCACGCACUUCCAGGCUACACACAUGGAUAUUUUCCCAACAAAAAUGGCUCUGCAACUGAAGAUUCGAGAAGUGAGACAGAAACUGAUGGCUCAGUCAAAUCUCACUCCUCACUCGGAAGUCAAUACCCCAACUAGUAAUAAAUUCUCCAAUCGCGUCAGCGCCUUUGCAACCGACUUCUACGGCCAGUUAGCGAUGCGGAUACACCAUCUCCAUCAUUGUGCGCCAGUAGGACCACGACACGUUUAGCAGUUGACGGUAUACAGACACACAGACACCUACUAGUGAUAUCGCCGAACACAUACACGGAAAUCUGUCAACGUCUAAACCCAACCAGUGUUUGUUCUUAUGAUGGAGUCAUGGCAUACUGAUUAAUGCAAAAGCAUUUACUACAGUGAUUAGAUUAAUGUAUAGCUACUCGUUUAUAGUAUUUUAUUACUAUUAUGAAGUACUUUUUAAUUAAUAAAAGUUUAAAAAAUCACAAAAAUUAAUUGAUAAUGUUAAGUCCGUGAGAAUUGGCGAUGCAUGGUCUAAUUGAUUUGUUGAUUUAAAAUUGUAUGUUUAAAGUAGUUUUUAUCUGAAACUAACUGGUACUAAUGAAUGGAUUGUUCCCUUUUCCAUAGUAUAUUGAUGUUAACCAAUGUGGAUCCAUUUGUAGAUGUGCGCUAGUCGGCCAGGCGCUCGCAGCUAACUAGACUCACGCCGGCGCCCAGUGCCACAACUAAUUAUGUGAAAAGGCAAUGAGACAGUAUGAGAUAUCCAUAUCUAUAGAGUUGUACAUUACAAGUUAUACAAAAAAGCAAAAAAAAAAACAAAAAAAUCUGACUUCGUUCUUGUGAGGAUCCUCUGGAGUCAAAUUGUAUGAAACAUUAUUGUAGUUAGUUUUCAGCUAUAUAAUAUGGCGUUAGAGUGACCUCAGGCGCAUAGGGACAUAUCUAUAUUCGCUUUUAUUGGUUAUGUUACACAUCGUCAUUAUGGGCACGAUCUCAAACCUUAUUUUGUAUUUAAGUAAUUUUGUUGGUGAGUGUUGUGUGACUGGGAAUGUGUUGUUGCAAAACAGCUUCUUUACUUUGGGCUUUACAUCGAAAAUAACCGUUUGGAUUUUAUGUAUAUACAAUUUUGGGUCUAAAGUCCUAUGAUUGAAUUUAUUUAGUUUGUUUUAGAUGCUCAAUAGUUUUGUUAUCAUCUCGGUAUGGUGUAUGCGUAAUGGUAGAAAGUUUAUUGAAGGUAUUGUAAUCAUAUAGUACUUAUAUCUACUUCAUUGUUGGCAAAUGUAUGCCGUGAUCAAGUUGAGUUUCGUUGCAAUAUUUAAAUCGAUAUAUUAGAAAUGAUAUAUACAUAUAUAUUUUAGAGAAUCAUAUAUUAAGCUUAUAUAGUACAUAUACUCCACAUUUGUACGUUUAUCCGGAGUGCAUAUAAUGUUUUGUUUUAAUACCUUCCCUCGAGAUGAGCGAGUUGCGUGUUAGAAUGUCUUAUGGGAAUUAGUUUUGUUAUUAAGUUGUAAUUGAGAGGUCUCUUAUCGAUAGUAUUUGUACUGGUAUUUACUAAAGUUAAUCACUUGCAAUCAGAUCGAUAUGUAUAAUUGAAUCAUAAAUCACCGUGAUGUUUAUAAAUGCAUUUACGAAAGUAUUGUAUGUACAUCGGGUUGUAGUAAGAUAGAGACCUUUGUGUGUGUCAGUGAUAUGUCUUGCAACACAUAGUGAGAGUGUCGAGCGUUGUAUGAACUUGAUACUUGUUAAGUGAGGUUGGAGCAAGGAACUUUGGUGCGAACAUUUUACACAGUCGUUCAAGUCUCUAUUAUUUUGUAUUGUUUUCUAUUUACGUUGUGAUGUUGGUCUUCCAAGUGUUUCAAAUUCAUUUUAUUAGAUUUAUAUCUACUUAUUUAAUUAUGUUUAAUGAUGUACGUUGUACGGUGGUUUAUCAAGAGAGUCGGUGAGUGUUGUGUACGCCGAGUGACACUGAAUGUGAACAUUUUAAUAGUUAGACAGUCUGUCAGUAAGAUUGAAGUAGCGAUCCAUUUUGAAAACAUAAUGCUAUCGUUUACAAAAAUAGCUCAAAUCUGUAACGACACUAGAUAAAUCAAUAUUUAUACACUAUAAAUCUCAUUGUAAAUAUUAGUCGUAUUGUAUACUAGCACUAAGUAUUCCUGGCUCUCAAAGUAAUUAAGGUUUUAUUUAGAUAAUACUAAUUAUAUUAUAGAUAAAAAAUAUAAAUAUAUAAUUUAUACAUGUGAAAUUUCGGCCAAUACAAAUGUUAUGUAUUAUAUCAAAAUUGUAUUUUUUAAAUGAUCUCUUCGACGUUAAUAGUAUUUAGAUAAUUGCUUUAGGAGUCCGGAAGUGAAAUGAAUUUAUUAAAAGUAUAAAAUUUAAGAGAUAUUUUCGCACGGUUAAAUAUUGUAUCUCGAUAGGCAAGUAGACGGGUCCGGUACCAAAGCUCGUCAGUUUGUCGUAAUGUGAUUACUUGAAAUGUAGCGCCGUAGCGUGUACCUUGUCGGUCUCGUGUCUUACAAGCUGCCAAUGUGGAACUUGCGGGAUUUGGUACGUACUCCGCGUAGUCAAUUUAUCAUAAUCGUGAUUGUUGUCAUAUAUUUUAACUCGUAAAUAAAUAAUACAACUGUUGUUACCAGUAAGUAGUAAUGUACACACAUAUGUUCGUCCCUAAUUUGAAUUAGUUAUUCGAACUAGCCGCUGUGUGGGGUCACGUGACUCCUCUAUUUAUGUUAGCGAUGAGGGAAGCAGGGUAAUUAAUUCAAAGUAAGGGCAAGCUAUAGGCCUCUUUUAUUAAUCAGUGAAUUAUAACUUUCAACUCUGAAUAAUACUAUAUAAAUGUAAUACGAAACUAUAUUUACUAAUCAAUGUUUAAAUAUCUUCUUGUGGCAGACGAAUAUCAUCCCGAUUCAUAGUGAAUAUUUUGAUUUUCUUUCGAGCAUCGAGCUUUCAGUUGCGAAACGAUUAUGAUUCGAUUAUUUUAACGAAAUUAUUUUGUAGGUCAUAAAAACAUAAUUUUAAUUUUUCACAUGCACUAUUUUGACGUAUAUGUUUUCAUAAAAUUUCAUAGAUUCUACUGUAAUAACAAUUUUAAUGAAUAUUAUACGAUUGUACGUUUUUUAAAAUAAAUAGUAAAGUUACGUAAAAUAAAGUUUGCAUUUAGUACCUAUCUCAAAUGAAUUGAUUUUAUGGAACUUUUAUGAAAGCAUACAUGGGGAAUUUAUUUACACACACUUUUGUUGCAAUGCCUUAUAAAUAUUAUAAAAUACAAGUUUUCCUCCGUGGUUUAUGAUUGUGAUGGUUUAUACAAAAUGUUUCAAUUUGUUUUUAAACUGUCCAUGUUAUGUUUAAGUUUGCUUCUUAUUGUAAUAUUUCAGGUUUUGAUGCUAAGUUCAGUUCCGAGUGAAUGUCUUUUAAGUGUGUUGUAGUAAUAACAAAUAUGAAAAAUCUUAAUAGCUGCAUAUUUCUUGUGCCUUAUUGACUUUCAAAACUUAGCCCAGAUCUUUGCAUCACUGGUGUAGAAAUGCUUCAAGCAACUUUCUUCUAGGCUUUGUCAGUCAAUAA